AGUAAGGUAUCAGUUCGUGAAUCACAUUCGAUUUGAUUUGACAAGCUUCACUAUGAAAUUCGCAUUGUGCCAAUUACCUGUAGGCCAAGAUCCUACCACCAAUGUCAAUCAAGCUGUUGAAGCCAUCAAGCAGGCUAAGGCAAAGAACCCUGACUUGAAAGUUGUCGUCUUACCUGAGUGUUUCAAUGGCCCCUAUGGAGAAGAAUACUUUGCUCAAUACGCCGAAAAAGUUCCUCAAGGUCCAACCUGUCAGGUGCUCUCCAAACUGGCCAAGAGCCUUGGUCUCUACAUAAUUGGUGGAACCAUCGUCGAACAAGCUGAUGGAGGUGAUUUGUACAACACUUGCACCGUUUGGUCUCCCGAGGGCAAGCUAAUUGGCAAGCACCGCAAGAUGCAUUUGUAUGACAUUAACAUCACCUCCGCUGAACCCGUUGGAAGCAGCAGCUUCCAUGAAUCGUCAGCUCUUAAGCCAGGCAACGAGUUCACUGUGGUCGAAAUUGAAAACCGAAAAUUCGGAAUUGGCAUUUGUCACGAUAUUCGCUUCGAAGAAUUGGCCCGAAUCUAUCGCAAGGAAGGGUGUGACAUGAUUGUGUACCCAGCAUGCUUCUGCUAUAAGCAAGGCCCAGUUCAAUGGGAGUUGUUGCAGAGGUCCCGUGCCAACGAUAACCAACUUUUCGUGGCAGCAGUUGGACCGGCUCGUGAUGAGAACGCUGCUUUCAUUUCGUAUGGACACUCGAUGGCUGUAGAUCCAUGGGGCAGAGUAAUGUGUGAGGCUGGAGAAAAACGCGAAAUUGUAAUCAUUGAUAUUGAUUUCUCGAUGGUGGAUGAAGUUCGCAAGCAAAUUCCGAUAUUUGAGCAAAGGCGUACUGAUUUGUACGAUACCAUCAAGAAGCAUUAAAUGAAAUGGAAUUGAAUUGAAUGAAUUGAUGUGCAAGCUAACUGGAGCAAUAUUUGUGUAAUCAAUUGACGUUUAUUUGAAUAAAUGCCAAAAUGCAAUUACUCAAUUUUGCAAAAUGAUGGAAA
Molecule: messenger RNA, 1023 nt
Organism: Eupeodes corollae
Lineage: Eukaryota; Metazoa; Arthropoda; Insecta; Diptera; Syrphidae
Product: omega-amidase NIT2-like
Exons: 4
Coding region: 53-898 (281 amino acids)
Biological process (GO): oxaloacetate metabolic process; L-glutamine metabolic process
Cellular component (GO): mitochondrion
Molecular function (GO): omega-amidase activity
Source: RefSeq, a predicted model, not a curated record